AUGCGUUCGAAUUUUUUUUUGGUUUACCCGAGUUUGGGAACACGUCGCUUUGCAAUCGAGAGAAGAUUUCUGACGUAUUUUGAUCGCAAGUUAACACAAAUCAAGGUAAGUCGUAGUUUAUCAUUCUUUCAAAUAGUUAUAGUUAAUAUUUAGAAUUCCUGUCGGAUAUACUUCACAAAAGUCUAUGGCGAGAAGAUUAAGGUUACUUUCGGUUCCCGUGAAGACGGUUCUCGAGCCGGAUGUCUAUGUACUUUGGACGACGGAUCAACCAUUAGCAGAUUCUAUGUGAAGGCUCAUCACGGAGCAGGAGAUAAGUCAUCGCGUAAGUUUUGCUCUUAUUUUUAAAUUUUCAAUCUACAAAAUUUCAGACACACGAUACGACACUGACCUCAAAGAACUGUUUAUAUACACUUUUUUGGAGGAAUUGAAGAUGGGCGCUCAGAUCCACUUCAUUAAUAACGAAAUUUUUUCAAAAUGGAUCAUUUAUAUCGCAAGUAAAGAAAUACCGACCUUCAAGACUCUCGAAUUCUUGGAGCUGACUCAACCGGAAACUCUCCAAGAAUACUCUAAAUCCGUUGCUGAGAUGUUGUUUGUGUAUACGGUUCUAAUGCUGGGUGACCAUCAUACUGCCAAUAUGGGCUUUGACAACGCCCGUAAUCCGUUUAUCAUUGACUUUUUCGUAAUUGGAAGACGAAUAACUAGUGUCAGAGACCUUCAUGACGGCGUGCGAAUGGCGAAGAAAUUCAAGUAA
Molecule: messenger RNA, 751 nt
Organism: Caenorhabditis auriculariae
Lineage: Eukaryota; Metazoa; Nematoda; Chromadorea; Rhabditida; Rhabditidae
Source: the annotation of a GenBank genome assembly